GCCAGGCAAAGUGUGAAUACCGCAAGCGUACCAGCGUGUCCACCGUCGUCCCGUGGUGGGCCGGAAGGUGUGGGGUGUGCGUUACGUACGCAGCAGCAGGACGAACAUGUCCUUCGGGUUGUGUGCGGUCACGUCAGGGUGGGUGCAUCGGAGAACCACCGGCCCCAGUACCGCGUCAGACAGCUGAAUGCUGUUGGGCGAAAGUAUGUUGCAUCGUCGGGCAGUGGCAGUGACAUCGCACGCUUUACAAACGAUUCGAUUGUUGUCGGCGGUGGCGGCGGCGGCGGCGGUGGUGGUGGUGGGGCAACCAAAUCAAGCAAGUGGAACAAAACGACGUCGAACCGGCGGUCAGGGACGAAGGGGAGAACCGGGGUUUCGGCGGUAAGGGCGGCAACGGUGAUAUGGAUUGCCGUGUCGCAUCUGAUACACGGCAUCGUUGCGCACUCGCUGGAAGGCGACCUACACAGCAGUAACGCUAGUAACGCCGGAUAUGGUAACGCUUACAGUAACCGAUUCGGAAGAUUACUUCUGAACGGUACGCGACCGUCGACGGCUGGCGGUAUAGCAGCGGCAAGUAGUUUGUCCACAUCCAGUGCCACCACACACACCAUCAGCACCACCGACCGGGGGCUGUUCGAUGGCGGAGUGGAAUUCCGCCCUGCCGAUGGCACCGCUUCCGCUGGCUUUAACGAUUCCAGCGAAAUGCCCCAAAUUCCGGAGUACAUCCGGGCGACGUCGAUGGUGUUCUGUAUCAUUAUCAUGUGUCUCGGCGUCAUCGGCAACAUUAUGGUCCCGAUUGUCAUACUCAAGACGAAGGAUAUGCGCAACUCAACCAACAUCUUCCUCACCAAUCUCAGCAUCGCCGAUCUGCUCGUUCUGCUUGUCUGCACACCAACCGUGCUGGUGGAGGUCAACUCACCGCCAGAGGUUUGGGUACUGGGCGAGGAAAUGUGCAAAGCGGUACCGUUCGUGGAACUAACGGUGGCACAUGCCAGUGUUCUAACGAUUCUGGCAAUAUCCUUCGAGCGUUACUAUGCCAUCUGCGAACCACUGAAGGCAGGAUACGUCUGCACGAAGACCCGCGCCCUGUUAAUCUGCCUCGCGGCCUGGACUGUCGCUGCCAUCCUGACGAGUCCGAUCCUUUUCUUCGCCGAGUACAGCGUGCAGCCGUAUCUGGACGGAAGCCGGGCCGCCAUGUGCCUAACGAAAGCGUCCAACGGUUGGACGUUCACCUUCUUCCUGAUGACGAUCUCGCUGUUCUUCGUGCUGCCGUUGGCCAUUCUGAUCGUGCUGUACGCGAUCAUUGCCCGCAAUCUCAUCGCUAGCGAUCGUUCGCGGCUGAAGAUACGGCUAAGCAAACCGGAACUCAGCCACAAGGCACGGAAACAGGUCGUGCUGAUGUUGGGCGCCGUGGUACUUGCCUUCUUCACCUGUCUGCUGCCGUUUCGCGUGCUAACGCUGUGGAUCAUACUGGUGCCGGAGGAAACGUUCCAGCAACUGGCACCGGAACGUUACUACAAUUUGCUGUACUUUAGCCGCAUCAUGCUCUACCUCAAUUCGGCCGUCAACCCGAUCCUGUACAAUCUGAUGUCGUCCAAGUUUCGCAAAGGAUUUCUGCGACUGUGCAGCUGCACGGAUUGUGGCCCGAGCGGUGGACGCGGUGGUCGGAAGGGUCGAAAUCGGUCGGCCACCUUCACCACCACGACCACGACGACCACCACGACAACGAGCUCCACUUUUGGUGGUAGCGGUCAUCCUUCGGUUGGGAUUGGUGGCUGCGAACUCGACCCAAACACGGACGGGCUCUAUCCAAUGGAUCGGAAGAAUGGGUUGAAAAAGCUUACAUUAUCGCUGGACGAUUUGCGCCUUCAGCUGCCGGCCGGUGAACCAAUGCCACCGCCGUCCGCUUCCUUCUACCGCCUCAAUCUGGUACGGCAGUACUCGAGCCCGUUGCUGGCCUUUUCUUCGCCCACCCCCGUCCGACCUGCGCCUUGUCAUCGGGGUGCAUUUAAGCGCCAGUUUAACGUGACCUUCGACGAACCGACCGCACUGCUAGCGUCGGCCGAAGCCGAACAGCUACUGCUACGCAUCGAACAGCCCGAACCGGACCCAGAUGCACCGGUGCUAUUAUCCCGUCCGCAAGGUUUGCGUAAUCCGCUGCGGAUCAAGCUGCCACGGUUCGGCGCACGGCGGCCGGUAGCGAACGGGGACCGAAGCCGAAGGGUGGCCACGGUGAAGCAACUGUCGCUGGACGAAAGUUUACUGACGGCUGCCAUUGCUGGGCGCAAAGUUUGACAAUUUCACCGCGAUCCAUCGUUCGAUUAGGUGUUUGACUAACGAACCGGAUGUUCGUGUCGGGGGGUUAUUGGGAAGUACGCAAGGAGAAGGGUACGAAGUCGACAUCCCGCGGUGUCGCUUUUGUCGGCCAUUGUCGUACGUCGUGGUCGUCGUCGGUGUUUCUAAUUGAGUUUCGUUGUUCACCAACGGUACAACCCAUCCGAGGCGGGUGGUCUACGCUCUCGAUGUCUCGACGGCGGGUUUGGGCUUUGAAGGUCGAGUCUCCGGACCCGGGGACACGGUACGCCCAAACGGUCACUGACCUUCCCUGGAUUCAGACCGGGCAAUAGGAGACUGGGAGACCAUUCUUCGUUUCAGUCAAGAGCGUCGUAAAAGCAACAACAAUACCCCUGGACAAGGACGACAGCACGAACAAUAAAGGAAAAGUACGGCCGGAAGUGAAAGGCGUUGUGUUCGUCCCUUUUUUUCGGUGGGAAAAACAGCCAAACGACGGCACACACAUAAUCGUCACCCGGUAAUAAGCCGUACCGUUAUCGUUAAGCCAUGUUUUAAGGGAUCUCCACCACACAUGAACCGAUUGCUUCCUUCCCGCCCGCCCCGAAAACAAAAGCCCCUUCAAAUACGAGAGUUGCUCAUACCAAAAAGAAAAAAAGAAAAGGGAAACGAAAGUAGAAAAGACACACAAUCGAAGAAACAAAAAUGUUCACCAAAUGACCGUUGCGUAAAUCGGUCGAUCGCAUUUACUUUACGCAAUUCGCAAGUCCUAGUCCGUGCCACAAAGUGUGCGUUGAGGGGUGCGAAAAAAAAAGAUAUAGAAAGAGGCACGUAUAUGUAGCGAAAUUAAUAGUAUUUCCGGCCGGUGUUUCCAUGUUUUCAUUUUCCCGGCAGAACAUGCGGCUAUGCCGAAAGAUUUCAGUUAUAGCGUUUUAUUUUCAUGUUGCUUUUUUUCUCUCUCUCUUUUGUUUGUUGUUGUUAGUACUGAAUCGAAUUUUAUACAUAACAGGCGUAUCAGCAUGGUUUAUUAUUGUUGAUAAGUGUGUGAAACAUCGCUUUGUUUCAUGAUGAUGUUUUUUGUUUUGUUUUUAGUUGAUGUAGUUUUAAUUAUUAAUAGCAGUAACUGUAAUCAUUACCAAUGUAUAAUAAUGUAUCCAAAAUGGGAUGAAAGAUAUGAAAAUGAUUAUUUAUAAACAAAUAAAAAAAGGUAGCUUAAUGGAAAAUGUGCAUCGACGGCCGGACAAGAAUAAAAAGAUUUAUUUAUUUUUCUUCAAUUGA
This is a messenger RNA of Anopheles funestus (African malaria mosquito), 3570 nucleotides long. Its product is annotated as growth hormone secretagogue receptor type 1-like. Gene Ontology annotation, cellular component: plasma membrane. The transcript is spliced from 4 exons. The coding region runs from base 703 to 2295 and encodes 530 amino acids. The record is from RefSeq and is a predicted model, not a curated record. Gene Ontology annotation, molecular function: thyrotropin-releasing hormone receptor activity. Gene Ontology annotation, biological process: G protein-coupled receptor signaling pathway. Lineage: Eukaryota; Metazoa; Arthropoda; Insecta; Diptera; Culicidae.